Rhopilema esculentum is the source of this 1196-nucleotide messenger RNA. Its product is annotated as rRNA N(6)-adenosine-methyltransferase METTL5. Lineage: Eukaryota; Metazoa; Cnidaria; Scyphozoa; Rhizostomeae; Rhizostomatidae. The record is from RefSeq and is a predicted model, not a curated record. Gene Ontology annotation, molecular function: rRNA (adenine-N6-)-methyltransferase activity; nucleic acid binding. Gene Ontology annotation, biological process: rRNA methylation.
CUGUUGUCAAAAAUGUCUGACCGAGCAUGGUUGUUUUCAUAAAUCAGGAAUAUUAUUGAAUUAGUUUGACCAUUUAACGAAAUUCUGAUCAACUGCGACAUGAAGCUAAAGGAACUUGAAGGUUGGUUGCAGCAGCUAGAUAGUUUUGAGUCUCCAAAGGUUGCCUUAGAGCAGUAUGCGACCACUGCACACAUCGCAGCGCAUAUGUUAUUUACGAUUGAUAGGACAUUCGGUGACAUAAACCAAAAAGUAGUUGCAGAUUUUGGUUGUGGAUGCGGAGUGUUAUCCAUAGGAGCUGCAAUGCUUGGAGCUCAGGUUUUAUCAUUUGAUAUUGACUCGGAUGCUCUAGAUAUUGCACAAUGCAAUGCCGAGGAGUUUGAAGUUCAUCCUUCAAUCGACUUCAUAAAAUCGGACCUGUCAACAGAUGUCCUGUCAAUCAGCGAUGCUUCCAAAGGCAUUUUAGUAGAUACUGUCAUCAUGAACCCGCCAUUUGGGACUAAGAAUAAUGAAGGUAUUGACAUGAAGUUCCUGAAAAAUGCUUUGAUGUUGGCCUCAAAUACGGUUUAUUCACUACAUAAAACUUCAACAAGGGAAUUUGUUCUGAAAAAAGCCAAAGAGUGGAACUCAGAAGCAACAGUACUAGCAGAGCUGAGAUAUGAUCUCCCAAGGACAUACAAGUUCCAUAAAAAGCAGAGUCUUGACAUUCAUGUAGACUUCAUACGGUUCAGUAAAAUUCCAACAUGACGCUGAACAUAUUACUUGCAAGGUUGAUUAAUCAUUCACAAUUUGGUAAUGCAUAUAGGUGCAUUGUUCUAGGCAGAGGCAGCACCAUAUACCUUUUCCACAAACUGUAUUCUUAUCCCCAGAAGUCUAGAUAACCUCACCAGAUGGAUAGUAACAAAGUUAUUAGGAAUUUCAGCUUUUCUUUAAGUGUGAAAACUGGAAACCUUUAGCAAACCCUACAUAUAGCAUUGUAAAUUUCUGAUCCUUUUUAUUCAGCCUAGCAAAAUCUUUCCAGUGUCUGCAGUUCUCUGUUUAAAAGGCCAGCAGUUCUUUGCUUAAACAAAUUUACUCUUGUUCAAAAAGUUUUUUAUAUUGCAGCCAAACUUCUCAUUCUUCACCAAAAAGAUUCUUUAUAUAGUAGGGCCUUUCACAAAAUUCCUCAUUUGCUCCACACCUUUUAUUUGGGUUGGGCA